AAGAGAAACUCAUUGAGCUAAAGUUACCUACUGUCUUCCUUCAUCCUUCCUACUUACUCUCUAUCUCUGACCAUUCCCAUUCACACUCUAUAAGAACUGUAUUAUAUUUAUACUUGCAACAAACCUCUGGUCGUGGUUGCAUAAGUCUGCAAGUUCCGAUGGCCUCUCGCUUGGGGAUGAACGGGGCAGAUCGCCGGAUGGAAACUAGAGAUCCAAAUGAAUCUGGCUCAUCUCCUGAGAAGAGACCAAGUCAUACAUCUGCAUCUGUCAAUUAUAAUGAUAUUGGGCCAAAGCCAUAUUCAUACAGUGAAUUAGCAAGGGUAACUGGUCAUUUCUCGCUUAAUAACCUAAUUGGUCGAGGUGGUUUUGGUCAUGUUUUUAAGGCAGUCUUAGAUGGUGAGAUUCGUGCUAUCAAGAAACUUGAUUUUCUGGAUGUACAAUCUGAAGGAAGUUUGGAGAGGGAGAUUAUGGUCAUCAAAAGCAUCAGCCACAGAAACCUCGUUGAACUGGUUGGUUACUGUAUUGAUGGAGCCAAUAGAUUGCUCAUCUUAAAGUAUUUUCCAAAUGGAUCCUUGAGAUUUAAAUUACAUGGAAGUGAUAAUGUUUUGGACUGGGAGACAAGAAUGAAGAUCGCCAUAGGUUCUGCAAGAGGGUUAGAAUAUUUACAUGAAAAUUGUAAACCUAAGAUUAUACAUUUAGAUAUUAAACCAGAUAAUAUUCUUCUCGACGAAAAUUUUGAACCUAAGAUAACAGAUUUUGGACUUGCUCAAUUUUUUACGGACGGUGCUACUCACAUAUCCAAAUCGUCAGUUAUGGGAACCCAUGUUUAUGAAGAUCCAUUUACAACAAAAAUGGGAAAAUACUCAGACAAAUCUGAUAUUUAUUCUUUUGGUGUUACACUUUUAGAGUUGAUCACCGGAAGAAAACCCAUAUAUAAUGGAAUUGACAUUAUUACUUGGGCAAAUCCUUUAAUUGAGAACGCCAUAGAUGGAAGAUAUGUGAAUUUGGUAGAUUCCAAAUUACAAUCCUUCGACCAGGAAGAGAUGCAUAGAAUGAUUUCUUGUAUUAAUUCUUGUCUAAAUCAAUUACCAAACUCUCGUCCAACAAUGGAAAAGAUACGAUUAGUUCUUGAAGGAAAAUUACCUCCAGAGAAAUUAUACAAACACAAAUUGCAAUGGAGUAUUACACAUGAAGAUGAGCCUAAGCCAAGUCCCAAGCCUCCAAUCAUUCAAGGAACUAAUAAUAAUAGUACACGAAAUAUUCGACUUGCCAGGCGACGUCGACCAACAGAAGCAACUAGCAAUGGUUCCUCCAACAUCAUUCAAGAAACUUCAUUUGAUGAUGAGAUGAUAUAUGAAAAGCCCGUUUUGGACAGAGGAGAAAACUGUUGCAUUUCAUAAAACCUUAAACCUUUCUCUUUCUUAUUUUUUAUAGACCAGGUCCUCCUUAUCAUUUUAAGCCUCUCUUUUUUUUUUUUUUUAAAA
Messenger RNA from Manihot esculenta (cassava), 1484 nucleotides. RefSeq names its product proline-rich receptor-like protein kinase PERK3. Gene Ontology annotation, biological process: protein phosphorylation. NCBI's taxonomy places the organism in Eukaryota, Viridiplantae, Streptophyta, Magnoliopsida, Malpighiales, Euphorbiaceae. The transcript is spliced from 9 exons. Gene Ontology annotation, molecular function: ATP binding; protein kinase activity. Bases 159 to 1400 code for a protein of 413 amino acids. The record is from RefSeq and is a predicted model, not a curated record.